Asparagus officinalis (garden asparagus) is the source of this 1857-nucleotide messenger RNA. Its product is annotated as tubby-like F-box protein 8. The transcript is spliced from 6 exons. Gene Ontology annotation, molecular function: protein binding. Lineage: Eukaryota; Viridiplantae; Streptophyta; Magnoliopsida; Asparagales; Asparagaceae. The record is from RefSeq and is a predicted model, not a curated record. The coding region runs from base 317 to 1630 and encodes 437 amino acids.
GAGAGAGAGAGAGAGAGUGUGUGUGUCGUUUUUUAGAGAGAGGGAGAGAGAGAGAGAGAAAGUGGAAGGAUCCUCGAAUUCUUGUGCUUCGAUGAGAAAGGGAUUUCGAUCUCGACGCGUGUAAGGGAUUGAUGAACUAUCUCUAGUGCAUCUCUUCUCCCUAGCUUAGGAAGACUUAUUCAAAUGUCAAUCUAGAAUGAAGUCUUGAGGAAGAGGCUAUCACGUCCUUCAUCCUGAUUUUGUAAACUUCUGCUUGAGUGUGAUCUUGGGGUUUAAUCCUGGCUUUCUCUGCCUACUGUAUUCUGUUACAGUGUAGAUGUCUUUCCGUAGUAUUGUUCGUGAUGUGCGAGAUGGCUUUGGGAGUUUAUCAAGAAGGAGUUUUGAGGUGAAGCUCUCGGGCCAUUACAGGGGGAAAUCCCAGGGAUCUGUGUAUGAACUGCAUGGUGAUCCACCUGUCGUCCAGCAUAGCCGAUGGGCUAAUAUUCCACCGGAGCUGCUUCGUGAUGUGAUUAAGAGGUUGGAAGCAAGCGAAGGCACAUGGCCUUCACGCAAGGAUGUUGUUGCUUGUGCUGCUGUCUGCAGAGCAUGGAGGGAGACAUGCAAAGAAAUUGUUAGAAGUCCUGAGUUAUCUGGAAAGCUCACGUUCCCCGUGUCCCUGAAACAGCCUGGGUCUCGAGAUGGAACCAUCCAAUGCUUCAUAAAGAGGGACAAGUCUAAAAUGACUUACCAUCUCUACCUGUGUCUUAGCCCUGCGGUACUCGUUGAGAAUGGAAAGUUCCUCCUAUCAGCCAAAAGAAACCGUCGCACUACUUGCACCGAGUACAUAAUCUCCAUGGAUGCUGACAACAUUUCAAGAUCAAGCAGCAACUACAUGGGCAAAUUGAGGUCAAAUUUCCUCGGUACAAAGUUCAUUGUUUACGACACCCAGCCCCCCUAUAAUGGCACUGCUGCCCUUUGCCCACCAGGGAGGUCAAGCCGCCGCUUCUACUCCAGAAAAGUUUCGCCAAAGGUGCCAUCGGGCAGCUACAGUAUAUCCGAGAUUGCCUAUGAGCUCAACGUUCUCGGCUCACGUGGCCCUCGCAGGAUGUAUUGUCUCAUGAGCUCCAUCCCUGCCUCAGCCCUAGAGCCUGGAGGCUCAGUCCCUGGCCAACCCGAACGCUUGCUUCCUUCAUCUCUCGACGACUCUUUUCGUUCCUCAUCUUCAGUGAUGUUUGAUCGAUCCAUGGAUUUCAGUAGCUCUCGCUUCUCUGACAUUGGAGGGAGCAGUUCAAUAGUCCGCGAGAACGGAGAGCAAUCAGAGAGGAAAGCAAAGCCACUGAUUUUGAAGAACAAAGCUCCGAGGUGGCACGAGCAGCUGCAGUGCUGGUGUUUGAACUUUAGGGGUCGGGUGACCGUUGCCUCGGUCAAGAACUUCCAGCUGAUUGCGUUGAGCGAGCAACCAGCUGCCGGAGCUCCAGUGCCUUCGUCGCAGCCUGCAGCUCCUCCACCGCCAGACCAUGAUAAGAUUUUACUGCAGUUUGGGAAGGUAGCAAAGGAUAUGUUCACUAUGGAUUACCGGUACCCGUUGUCUGCUUUCCAAGCGUUUGCUAUUUGCUUGAGCAGCUUUGACACCAAGUUGGCUUGUGAAUAGUUAUUGAUCAGUUUGGGUUACUUGUUGGAAUGUAAGGGCGGAAAGAAAAAUGUAUGUUGUUGUUUGCUGUUUGAUUUAUGUUGGGUUUUGCUGAAAUAUGUUGGAUCGGUUGUGUAUUCUGUGACUACGUUGUUCAGCUGUUCUCUCCUUGUAGGUGGUUGUGAAUGAUGAUGCGGUAGUGGAAAAAUCACUUUGGAGUUGAUUUUCUUUUGUGGUGUUGGUGGUGA